CACCUUGUUAGAGUUCAACAGAAACAGUGGAAAGGGAGAUCAGGAUACCGACUUAUGGAUUGCAUAUUGUGCUUUCCAUUUAGCUGACUAUAAAAGGGCAAUGGAGGAGUACCAAAGAAUAGUUAACAAAGGAAAUUGUCACCCCGAUGUCUUUGUAAACCUUGGUUGUACAUACUUUUUCCUGGGCAUGUACCCAGAGGCAGACGAUGCUGCACAGAAAGGUUUGAAGCUAGCUGGAAUUUCAAUCGAUAACCUACAGAACGAUAAUUCCCCUCACUGUAGACUACAGAAUCGACUGUUAUUUCAUCUGUCACAUAAAUUUAAUGAUGAGAAACGGUUGAUGGGUUACCAUGGGCAACUACAAGACAUCAUUGAGGACCAGUUGUCGCUCGCAUCUAUACAUUAUCUCAGAUCUCACUACCAGGAGGCUAUAGAUAUAUACAAGAGAAUUCUUCUUGAUAAUAGGGACUUCCUGGCAUUGAAUGUAUAUGUUGCUCUGUGCUAUUACAAACUAGAUUACUAUGAUGUUUCUCAGGAAGUUUUAGCAGUAUAUUUACAACAGUAUCCAGACAGUGCUAUAGCUUUAAAUCUAAAAGCUUGCAACCACUUCAGAUUGUAUAAUGGAAAAGCUGCAGAGGCAGAGUUAAAAAAUCUUCAAGACACAGCAUCACCUUCAUUCAUCUUUGCAAGAGACCUCAUCAAACAUAAUCUGGUCGUGUUCAGAGGAGGUGAAGGUUCACUGCAGUGUUUACCUCCCCUGAUUGAUGUUAUACCAGAAGCCAGAUUAAAUCUUGUCAUUUAUUAUCUGAAACAAGAUGAUGUAACAGAGGCCUAUAAUCUGAUAAAGGACUUGGAACCAACCACACCACAGGAAUACAUCUUGAAGGGAGUUGUUAAUGCUGCACUAGGACAAGAACAGGGCUCUCGAGAACAUUUGAAGAUUGCUCAGCAAUACUUCCAGCUGGUUGGUGGUUCCGCCAGUGAAUGUGAUACAAUUCCUGGUAGACAGUGCAUGGCAUCUUGUUUCUUCUUGCUGAAACAGUUUGAGGACGUCCUCAUUUAUCUGAACUCCAUAAAGAGUUAUUUCUACAAUGAUGACACAUUUAACUUCAACUAUGCUCAAGCAAAAGCUGCUGUAGGCAACUUCAAAGAGGCAGAGGAGGUGUUCUUGUUAAUACAGAGUGAUAAGAUAAAGAAUGACUACACAUACCUUAGCUGGUUAGCUAGAUGCUAUAUUAUGAACAGGAAAGCCAGGCUGGCAUGGGAGUUGUACCUGAAGAUGGAGACAUCAGGAGAGUCCUUCAGUCUAUUACAGCUUAUAGCCAACGAUUGCUACAAGAUGGGACAGUUUUACUAUGCAGCCAAAGCCUUUGAUGUGUUAGAAAGGUUAGAUCCAAACCCAGAGUAUUGGGAGGGUAAACGUGGAGCUUGUGUCGGUGUGUUCCAACUUAUCAUUGCUGGUCAUGAACCAAGGGAAACACUACGAGAUGUUAUCAACAUGUUAAGAAAUUCAAGCACACCGCAAGUAGAGUACAUGGUCAGAACGAUGAGAAAAUGGGCAAAGGAGAAUCUCGUUCCUCUACCAUGAUCAGCCACAACAAGUGUUCAUCUAUCAUUUUAGCAUGCUCCUCAGUGAAGAGACUGCUCUAUGCAUUUUUCAUAUAUAAAUAGAAGCAGUUAAGGUCUAGAUUUGAGACAUUUUUAGUCUCGGAGAUAUGCAUUUCUGAGAUUUUCCUUUUCUUGUCUCUGAGACAUUAUUACCUAACUGGUCUUCUAUGGUACUGUUCAGCUGUUUCUUAUUUACAACUAUCGAUUUAUACACAGUUGGAAGUCUUGUGUAGAUAUACAAAAAUCAAAACAGUUGAAAUUUCUUCUAGUAGAAAAUAUAUUUGUUAUUAAAGGAAAAUCUGACAGCUGUUUGAACUGCUGUUUGGUGUAAACAUGUAUGGCAUAUCAACAUUAUAAAAGCUUCUGUUUUGACUUUUUCCACUUUGGAUUACAUUGGAUUAUCUGCUGUACCUCUAUCCUGGUUUUGUGUCAAGAUAAAAAACCAAAAAAAUAGAAAGUGGAAAGAUUGUAAUCUACUUGUGGCAUUAUUUGUAAGGACUUACCAUUAAGAAUGUCUACUGUUCACUUGGCUUUAUGCCAGAGACUGAUUAAACUUGCGAACUUUGGGUAUUAACAUUGAUAACAAAAUAUGAAUAAAUUAUAGGUCAAAAUGAUACACUUUGAAAUUAUUAAUAUUUGUAGGGGACUAAUUUUUGUGGCUGCAUCAAUCCUCAAAUUUGGUCCCAAAGACCAAGCUAAAGUCAUGUUAAUGAAUGCUUGAUAAGUAAAAGAUCCUCAUGAAACAGCAAUUUUGGACAAAACCACAGAAUUUCAUGCCCACAAAUUUAAGUGAUUUCACAGUAGUCUGUUGUGUGCUUAUUUAGAUGGUGCAAGUUGGGGGACAGGCUGCUGAUGGCUGUAUAUAUAUUCAGAUUUUGUUUGAAAGACAGUCUGCGGACAACCAUAUAUUUAUUCAGAUUUUUAUAAGAAAAAAGUCAGCUGCUUUUAUAACGUUGGAAUUACAGUAACACGUUAUAUAGUUAUAAAUUAGGGAGUUGUAUCACUGGGGCUUGAGGUUUAGAUAAAAACAUAGUUACCUAGAGCAAGCUCUUUCUAUAUUUUAAGUGACUGAACCUUUGUUUAGCUCAAAAUAGCAGUUAAAAAUAUUGUUUGCACCUAAACACCGGUUUUUGGUUAAAUGUUACAUCCAUUCAUCAACCAGGCUGAAAAUUAAGCAUAUCAAAAAAAUAAACUGCUGAUAGAAUAUUAUAAAUUCAACACUGGCUGAAUAUAAUUGUCUUAUUUUUAUAGAGACCAUUUUCAAAUAGUUCAAGCUUUAUUAACCUUGAAUGAUUAUAUUUCUUAUAUGUUCAGACCAUAGUCUUGAGGCCUAUAUAUUGUUGGAUUAUCAAUACUUCAUCUCAUGAUUGUAAACUGAUCCCUGUGUGACUAUUGUCCUAUGGUUUUAUUUCAUGUCUUUGGGUUCGAUAUCAUGUGACAUCAUUACCUUAAAUCAUGCAUCUGUUGAAAGGCUGUGAUAUAAUAAAAUCUCAUUGAUUUUUAUACAUCCUGAGGUUGUUUUGUGAUACCCAAAUAAAAGUGUUGUAUUAAGGCAAAGUAAGUGGUACAUAGACCUUCUUUGGCAUUUUUUGAACAAUGGACAUUGUGUGUUAUUUUGACAGAAAAUAUAUAAUGUAAAAGACAGUAACAUCAAAAACAGUACUUUUAAAUAAGUAAAUACUAUAUAAGUUUCAUAAAAUAAUCUUACAGAAUAAAAAAAAAUCAUUUUUCGCCAUGGUUUCCUUGAAAAUGAGAAAACGUAACUUGAGAAACUAGACAGUUUGAGUGUAGCUUGAAGAAAACCAAGUAUAUUCAUGAUUAUACAUAUCAGUAUGGUGUAAGAAUGAUACCGUUGUUGUAUAUAUUGUUUUUGUCUUAGUUAAGAAUGAUAUUUAUUUUUAUAUUCCGUCCAGUCACUUGUAAAUGAUCUGUUUACAUUCCACCAUGAUAAUUAACGUAAUUCUGUUACUCUGUUAAGUGUAUAGAUUUUAAUCCAGUUUAAGACAUUUUAGAUUAACUGAAACUCAAAGUUGUAUGAAUCAUACAUGAUGUGAAUCUGUAAUGACGCUUACUUUAAAAUAUUGUGAUAUUUAGUUGUGCUGAAAUUUCUUUGAAGGGGCAUGAUUUGUGCCCUUUGUACAGGAUAACAUGUUUAAUUUAUUGAAUAAAUAUUGCAAAUAUGA
Messenger RNA from Mercenaria mercenaria, 3791 nucleotides. Its product is annotated as intraflagellar transport protein 56-like. The transcript has 17 exons. Gene Ontology annotation, cellular component: ciliary basal body; intraciliary transport particle B; ciliary base. Gene Ontology annotation, molecular function: intraciliary transport particle B binding; protein binding. The record is from RefSeq and is a predicted model, not a curated record. Gene Ontology annotation, biological process: intraciliary anterograde transport; intraciliary transport involved in cilium assembly. Bases 101 to 1588 code for a protein of 495 amino acids. NCBI's taxonomy places the organism in Eukaryota, Metazoa, Mollusca, Bivalvia, Venerida, Veneridae.